GAGCUUACACGAGAGGGCCUCUGGCGUCCCUCACUUCUGUCUUCAUCCCUGCUUGGUCGUAUACCAUCUCCACCAACUCCCCAAAAACACUCUUAGGUGCUCCCGAGGCCUCUAGCGUCGUCUAUCACCUCGCUGGUACACAGGUCCAUGGUGCAGCUCGCCCCCCUACUUAAGCUUCCCUCGUGCUAUGUCGGCUCGAGUCACCGUUGUUUGCACGGCUCGAGCGACUAAUCCAUCCGCGGUCAAAGCUCCACUGCCGCUCGUCCUCAUCGUCGGUGAAUGAGGCCACUCCAGCGACCCCUCGACCCCAUCCGAAUGGCGACUCGACGCUUAACCGAUACAUGUUAUUGGUUUGCCUCACCGUGGGCGGAGACGACGCCGGUGAGCUCUCCCCCCUCCCGGUCAGUGGUUGACGACUAUCUUGCAAGGCCUUCUCGUUAGUCUCCAAUUUCUCUCCUCCUCCGUUCUCUGCUGUUGUUGCCUAGGGCCCACGCGCCCUCGCUCAUCUGGGCUUGCACGCCUCUGGGUCAGCCAAGACGCACACACACAUCUCGCCUAGCUAGUUCUGGUCGUUUUUCUUUUUCUCUGUGUUUUCCUUUUAAAAAACUCCAUAGACCAUAAUAUUUACAACCUUGUUAAUGGUUUAGUUUCUGGCAUGUAAAAUAAACUUUUCUAUAUUGUUCUUAAUUGAAAUCGUAUUUAAAGUAUUUAAAUUCAUUGUUUAAAUUCAAGACACUAUUUUUCGCACUCCAAACUCAAAACGUUGGCAUUAUGUUAUUUUUGGUUUUCACUCUCGUAUUUUACAAAAAUUAGUUGACAUUUUUAGGAGUGAUUUAUUUUUCCUAUGUUUGUCGUGGUCUUAUUUUUGGCCUUUAUAUUCCGACGAUAGAUUACAUUGUUGACAUAGAAGUUGGACCAGAAGCUUUCGAAGACCCCAAAGACUUUGCUCGGCUAGGCAACCAACCCUUUGACCAUAUCGAUGAAACUCUUUCUUGCAUGAGAUUAUACACUAGUGGAGAAAUGGCUAGCCACAACCCAUGUUGGUGUCACACCAUUUUUCUACAACACCAGCACUAUUUUUUCAAAUAGCAUUGUCGUCGGCUAAAUUGGUAUGCGAAUUGUAAAUGGUUAGUGAUGGCAUUGAUAUUUUUGGACACGUCACAAAUCUAUUGGCCCACGUGCACUCACCAUUUGGAAGAUAGUGCUCAUGUUGCAUUUUUGUGCACAUCAUAGAUAAUUAAUUAGUGAUGGCGUGCGAGAUUGUUGUAUUCCACACAUUAUAUUUCCACUUAUACUAGUAUUUUAGGUAUUUAAAAUUAUAUAUGCUAGUUAGAAAAUACUAAACAUUUUAUUUUACAUUUUGGACAUUAUUAUUUUUAAUAGUCCUAAGUUUGAGUGUUUAAUUAUGUUUAGUCUUUCGAUAAACUAAUUUUUUUUAUACAUGUUGUUAUUAUCUAUGGCGUUGCAUUUUAGGCCCACCUAGUUAACUCCCACACCUUAGUAAAAGACUUAGUCCACGUGCCCUUUCAUUUCACCUACCCCUCAACCAGACGCCACCCCUUGUUGCCCGUCGCAGUCCGUCGCGCCCCUUCACCGACCAGCAAGGUUGAAUCCUCUCCUUCCCCUCCCGCUGUAUCUCCUUUCAUAUGUGUGGGAUUCAUAUAUUUUUUGAUUUAGGAUUCAUUUGUGUGGAUAUUUCAGUACAUAUAUAUAAUGGAUUCCUUUCUGUGAUGUAGAAUUCAAAUUUCAUUCCAUGGGUUGUUUUGUGUAAAUUUUUUAGUGAUAAUCCAAUGUAGAAUGUGAUUUAAUAGUGCAUUUUGAGUAAAAAUGUUUUUAAUGUCUACAAUGUUAAUGAUUCUAGUUCAACUUAAUUUGGUAGUGUAGUCUACAAUUCUAGAGGAAUAAAUGAAAUGAACUCCUAACGUGAUACAUGUCACUAGUGUUGAAUUUACAUGUUACUUGUGUCGUUUUAGUAGUCUAGAAUCCGAUUAUAUACUUAGUUUUCAACAUGUUUCGUAUAGAAUGGAGCAACCACCACCAUGUCAAGUGUGCAAGUCAAGGUGCACAACUAGCCCUGUAGCUGCCAUGUUGUUCGACAUAUACUUCCAGCCGUGUUAUGUUCCUACGACGGUAAGAAAUUAUGAACCUUCUAAUAGUUUUUUAUUUUGUUUUUGUUGUUAUUUCCACUAAUGCAUUGUGUGUGUUUUUAUUUUUUCGUACACAUAUCGUCCCUUGCAAUGUGAGAUUGGAUUUCAAUGAGCUCAAAUCUAGAGACACUGUCAUCUUUGACGGCCCUGGGGGGCCUACACUAUGGAGGUGAAUAAGGGAUGGAAUAUAACAGAGAUUGGAGGAGAUGAAUGGGAUCGUUUGAUCGCCCGCAUGCAUCUCACUUGGGGAGAAUCAAUCAGCUUCUCCUUCGGAAGAGGAACUCCAAGGCUUGCUAUUAUCUAUCUCAACUAUGAGGAAGAACAUGAUGACCCACGUAAUGAAGUAGUAUUUUCCCAAAGACUUACUAGGCAGAGCGAGAAUGAAACUGACACACUUUGGGAAAAACUUCCACCGCGUGAUGCAUAUGUUGUGAUGCCAUUCGUGACCUGCCUGACACGAAUGAUGGUUAACCGCCAUGUCAUGAAAUUACCUAACGGUGUAUGUGUGAGCUAUGGAAUCAAGCCAUAUGGAGAAGGCAUUGCUAGACUACGCCUUACCCUAAGGGGCUCCGUCACCACCUCUGCUUAUGCAGUGCCCAUGGACGGGUGCACUAUCUUCAGUGCGGCUGGGUGGAGCAACUUCCUGACUUGGAAGAAUCGCCUGGUUAGACAGGCCAUCUUAGUCACUACCAGGAACACCCCAGAAAGUGACUUGAGGAUGAUGAUCGUUAUCGAUCUCCUUUAAGUAUGUUAGUUUGCCCGUGUGAAAUAAACUCCUUAUUAACUAAGCUAUAGGUAGAUAUACUUUGCUCGUGUUUGUGAGGAUUGUCAUUAAUACCUACUUGUGAGCUUGACAAUUAUUAUUAACUGGAAUGCAUUGUUUUAUUAGACUAGGUCCUCAUGUGCAAUGCUAAAAGGUAAAUGUUAUGUGAUGGGUAACUUUUUU
Messenger RNA from Hordeum vulgare subsp. vulgare (domesticated barley), 3093 nucleotides. RefSeq lists its product as uncharacterized. The record is from RefSeq and is a predicted model, not a curated record. The coding region runs from base 2311 to 2892 and encodes 193 amino acids. NCBI's taxonomy places the organism in Eukaryota, Viridiplantae, Streptophyta, Magnoliopsida, Poales, Poaceae. The transcript is spliced from 3 exons.